This is a messenger RNA of Penicillium angulare, 312 nucleotides long. RefSeq lists its product as uncharacterized. The transcript has 3 exons. The record is from RefSeq and is a predicted model, not a curated record. NCBI's taxonomy places the organism in Eukaryota, Fungi, Ascomycota, Eurotiomycetes, Eurotiales, Aspergillaceae. Bases 1 to 312 code for a protein of 103 amino acids.
AUGUUGCUCCGACAAUCCACCCGCCUUGUAUCAAACAUCUCGGCUCCUAUCCGAUGUAUCCCUAGUACUCGGACAUUGAGCAGCACAGCCUCAAAGCUUACAGAGAAGAAGAGUGCCUACCGGGAAGGGCUCUCGGCGUAUGGGGCUUUUGCUCGUCCCUUUGGCAAGGUUUUCUUGGGGGCUGUGCUCACUUAUCAAAUCAUUUAUUGGACAUGGGUGAAGCUUGAGACGGAUGAUACCAAGCUUGAAAAGAAUGGACAAUUAGCCAGCUUAGAAAAGAAAGCUCGUGAGCUGGCAGCUGCUCAAAAAUGA